GCUACAGGCGCACGGGGGAAAUGUAGUUGCCGCGCAGGGUACAAAGAGAUGUCGCUGCCUGGAGAACGGCACCUUAGGGCAUGUUCACGUCCCCUACAUUCUCUCCUCUUGUCUUCCCCGCUCCCGCUGGCUGCAGGCAUGGAGACCCCCAGCGCACAGGAAGCCGCAGGGCAACAAGCCAGCGCACAAGCCAGCGCACCGACGGGACAGGCCACUGGCCCUGCGAACACCAACACCGUGAAGAAGCGAAGCUGCCCCAAGAAGCAGAGGGGCAGACCUUCGUCCCAGCCCCCCAGGAACAUCGUGGGCUGCCGGAUUGCCCACGGGUGGAAGGAGGGCGACGAGCCCGUCACCCAGUGGAAAGGGACCGUUCUGGAUCAGGUGCCUAUAAACCCGUCUCUCUAUCUGGUGAAAUAUGACGGGAUUGACUGUGUCUAUGGACUCGAACUUCACCGAGAUGAGAGAGUGUUGUCUCUUAAGGUUCUCUCGGACAGGGUGGCAUCAUCUCAGGUCGCUGAUGCAAACCUUGCCAGCACCAUCAUUGGCAAAGCGGUGGAGCAUAUGUUUGAGGGCGAGCAGGGUUCUAAGGAUGAAUGGAGAGGGAUGGUGUUAGGCCAAGCACCAGUCAUGAGAUCGUGGUUUUAUAUUACCUAUGAGAAAGAUCCUGUGCUGUACAUGUACCAGCUUCUGGAUGACUAUAAGGAAGGAGACCUGCGGAUCAUACCAGAGCCCAAUGAGCCUCCUCCGGCCGAGAGGGAGCCCGGAGUUGUGGAUGGCCUGAUAGGCAAACACGUGGAAUAUACCAAAGAAGAUGGCUCCAAGCGGAUCGGCAUGGUCAUUCACCAAGUGGAAGCCAAACCCUCUGUGUACUUCAUCAAGUUUGAUGAUGAUUUCCAUAUCUAUGUCUAUGACUUGGUGAAAAAGUUCUAACUGUUAGUGUAGAAUUUGCCACAUUUGUGAAAGGGAAUGUAUAGUUUGUGGAUUUGCAAAAUGAUGAUGUUUUUCGGUGUGUUGGAGCUUAAGGGUCCUGUUGAUUUAGCAUUGUUGCGGGCAUAACUGUUGUUUGUUCUGAAAAAUACAAAUGUGUGUGGACAUG
Myotis davidii is the source of this 1096-nucleotide messenger RNA. RefSeq names its product spindlin-2B. The transcript has a single exon. The record is from RefSeq and is a predicted model, not a curated record. Gene Ontology annotation, cellular component: nucleoplasm; cytosol. Bases 49 to 930 code for a protein of 293 amino acids. NCBI's taxonomy places the organism in Eukaryota, Metazoa, Chordata, Mammalia, Chiroptera, Vespertilionidae. Gene Ontology annotation, biological process: regulation of DNA-templated transcription; gamete generation.